Molecule: messenger RNA, 965 nt
Organism: Brassica napus (rape)
Lineage: Eukaryota; Viridiplantae; Streptophyta; Magnoliopsida; Brassicales; Brassicaceae
Product: signal recognition particle 14 kDa protein-like
Exons: 4
Coding region: 449-820 (123 amino acids)
Biological process (GO): SRP-dependent cotranslational protein targeting to membrane
Cellular component (GO): signal recognition particle, endoplasmic reticulum targeting
Molecular function (GO): endoplasmic reticulum signal sequence receptor activity; 7S RNA binding
Source: RefSeq, a predicted model, not a curated record
UUUGAGUUUUCUCCGACCGGUGGGUGUUCGAAAGCAGACACCAUCAGCUUGUCUAGUCUCCGGUUCGUGAAUUUUUUGAUUCUUACAUCUUUUAGGUUUUCAGAUAAUGGAACGUUGUAGCUCAAUCUGAUUUUGAAAAAUAAUUGAAUUCUACCAUCUCCCUGCAUGUUGUAGAUUUGUUCAGAAUCUUUGAUGAUCUUAGGGUUUUUUACGUUUUACCGUCUUAUUAGCUUCGAAUUCGAUCAGGAUCUGAAUUUUUAUGAGCAAUUUGGUUCACUGUGAUGUUAUAUAGGCAAAGUCAAUUUUGCAUCAGAUCUCUAACUGUUGCCCUUUGUUUGCAUUGUGGUUAUGUUUUUUUGGUUCUCCUCAGUGAUCCAAAACGGAAGAAGAAGUUUCUUUUUCAGUGCUUUGAGGAUCUGCAACAAGUAUCCACCUGAGAUUUUCAACAAUGGUUUUACUACAGUUGGAUCCGUUUCUGAAUGAACUCACGAGCAUGUUCGAGAAAAGCAAAGAGAAAGGCUCUGUGUGGCUUACUUUGAAAAGAUCAUCUUUGAAGUCUAAGCUGCAGAAGAGGAAACUGAGCGCUGCUGGAGAAUCCAUAGAGUACAGAUGCCUUAUUCGAGCUACUGAUGCUAAGAAAACGAUCUCUACUUCGGUUGGUGCCAAGGAUCACCAGAGAUUUCAAGCACCAUAUGCUACCAUUCUUAAAGCUCACAUGACUGCUUUGAAGAAGAGGGAGAGGAAAGACCGGAAGAAAUCAACAGAAGCAGACAAGAAAGAAAGCACUUCUUCAACCACUACUAAACCCAAGAAACUUUGAUCUCCUCUUUUUUCUUUUAUGUAAUCUCAUUUUGAUCUGCAAUUGUUGCUUAUAAAUUGAAUUUUGAAAAGAUAUUGACAUUCAAGAACAAGACAAUUUAUUGAAAAACCUGAAGACGAACCUAAAAAGGAAACCUUAAUUAUGA